AUGGGUUUACCUAGCCACCCGGUACCGAUGAAACGACGCGAUCUUCCCUCUGCUCCUUGGGUGGAUGUUGCAGUUGAUCUAUUAGGUCCGCUGCCGAACAACGACUACUUGCUUGUUCUUAUUGAUUAUUACAGCAGGUACAAAGAAAUCAAAUUUACCAAAACAAUCACAAGUUUGCAGAUACUCAAGUUGCUAAAAGAAAUAUUCAGUCGUCUCGGAUAUCCUUCAUCAAUCACAGCAGAUAAUGGACGGCAAUUUGUUAGUGAUGAGUUCAAGGAAUAUUGCCGACAAUGCAACAUAAAAUUGUUCAACACUAUACCUUACUGGCCUCAGCAAAAUGGUGAAGUCGAGAGGCAAAACCGGGAUAUUUUAAAAAGAUUAAAAAUCAGUUACAUGCAAAAGGAAGAUUUAAAGGAAAGUGUGUGGGAGUACUUAAUGAUGUACAACUCAACCCCACAUACUGUAACAGGGAAAACGCCCAGCGAACUUUUCUUUUGUAGACAAAAUAGAGAUAAAAUCCCUUCUAUAAUUGAUAAUAAGAUAGAUGAUUCUGAAGUAAGAGACAAAGACAAAAUAGAGAAAGAGAAAGGAAAAGAGUAUGGAGACAGAAAACGCCACGCUGAACAUUCAACACUUUUAGAAGGAGAUAAAGUUUAUAUAAAAGAUAUAGGAAAAGGAAAUAAGUUAACAACGACAUAUAAGCCGACACCGCAUGUUGUAGAACAUUCGGACGGUGGAGACGUAAUAGUAAGGAAUGAAGAAACUGGCCAAAAGCUUAGACGCAACGUCAUCCACUUGAAGAGAGUUGAAGGCGAGUGGAAAGUUCAUAGUGACGAUCAAAGUAUUGCCAAGCAGGAUCAAAAUGAGAAUGAUUAA
This is a messenger RNA of Trichoplusia ni (cabbage looper), 876 nucleotides long. RefSeq lists its product as uncharacterized. Bases 1 to 876 code for a protein of 291 amino acids. Gene Ontology annotation, biological process: DNA integration. NCBI's taxonomy places the organism in Eukaryota, Metazoa, Arthropoda, Insecta, Lepidoptera, Noctuidae. Gene Ontology annotation, molecular function: nucleic acid binding. The transcript has a single exon. The record is from RefSeq and is a predicted model, not a curated record.